CGUGCGGUAAGGCGAUGCCACUAUAAUUGAUGCAUCAUAAACAUCAGUUGGUAAGGCCAUCUUCCAGACAACAGCGCGGUAAAUGACAUGAAAGCAACAUUACAGCACGGUGCACGUCACUAAGGGGGACAGCACAUAGCCUGCAGCCAAGUGGACAGCAAUGGCACCGAUAAGACCAAACACGAAACGCAUCGAAUUUGCGGAAGUGAGCGGGCGGGUGGGGCCUCGACAGUAAUGUGACCACAGACGCCGUUAGGAUUGCGUGAAACGAAGCGUUAUGUAUGACCCUACAAAGACCCGUGGAGAUUUUUAAGGCCGGACGCGAAAUGAGACGAGGACGUGCGCAAUGUUGAAGGAGCGACUGAAAUAGAGUUUAAAUGCACUAAUUGUCUGGCGCUGAGUGAGAGGGCUAACUAACACCAAGUGGAUUACCAUCAUCACACAAACGAGAUCUCAUGACUGGAGCAAUGUGAAACGCUGAUAUCGCUCAUUCCUUCAGUAUAUUGAGGAAUAAUAAUGAACAACGCGCAAGAUAUGUCUCCCGAUUUUGUCUUGAUGCGCCUGGUCUCCGCGGCCGAGGAUGACCGCUUGGACGAGGAGAAUGGGAAUCUGUCAUCGGGCACUGGACUGACGGUGGCUAUCAAGGGGAACUUUGAAUGCACGCAGAAUCACGGCCACAUCUCGGCGGUGAACAAAGCUCCGCAGGCCAGCGGAACGGAGGCACCUGACGCGGGAGUGAUGGCGACUAGACCUGCGCUGUCUGUGCCGCCGCCUCCUCUUCAUUCAGCCGAGGCCCACGGGUACGAUCUCACCCACCGAGGUGGAAUGGGGCCUCAGCUGUUGGUAUUCAGAAACAUAUCGAGAGACUCUGAAGGAUUUGCCGAGAACAAGUCGGAGGAUCAGCGAAGGGCUUUUGAGGAGCAAGCGGUACUCGCUUCGGAGUCUGGCGCUGUGGACGCUCAGCAUCCGCCUACAUGGACGCUGCAUCCACAGCUCAAACUGCCAGCGGUUGCUACGGAUACGGAGGGAGCCGAACUGUGUCACCGGCAUCGCUUGAUCACAGACAAACAAGACUGGCCGCCGGUGGUGGAUCACAAAACGGGCUCGAUGACAGAGCCGGGCUGGAGCUGCACGACGGCUCUGCCUGAGGGUCCUGUCCUGGAGCUGGCGAGGAAAUUCGGCGAGCUGGGAGUCGCUCCGGUACCCGAAUUUCUACUGAAGGACGGCGAGCUGCAGCACUGCUCGUGUCAAAGCAUGCUCGGCUCGGCUGGAAUCAGGCAGGGAGAUGACCCGACCGAGACCAGCGAUGCUCUGCUGGUUCUGGAGGGCCUCGGGUCAGAAGAAGUGAACGGCCUGGGCAUCAAUGCCUGUCAGAAGACCGAUUCCCAAAACAAUGAGCCGGGUGCGUUUGCGCUCAAAUGUUUCCCGUCGGUGCUGUCCGGACAAGCUAUGGCAGUGUCCGGGGGACUUUGCUCACCGGCGUGUUGUUUGUUGCGAGACUCUGUAAACACCAGGCCUCAGGCUCCCACCACAGAUAAACUGACUCCCGAGGUUCUAUCGCAAGCCGCAUCCAACCAGGACACCCCGUGCUCCAGCCAGGCGUCCACACCGAAGGCCCGGUCGGACAGGAGCACGACCCGGGCGCAUCUUUCCGCGGCCAGCGGAGGAGAGAAGACUUUGAAAGUACCAGGGAAAUCCAGGAAGGGCUCUCUUAAAAUACGCCUGAGUAAACUUUUUAGAACUAAAAGCUGUAGUGGCUCUAACAACCUUUUGGACAAGAGACCUUCAGUCACGUUCUCCAUAUCAUCAGCGGGCAGUUUAGUGGACAUGUCCGGAGCGAGCGGUGGGGAACAAGACACAGCCAGCCAACCUGGACUAACAAGGGCACAAAGUGCCUUCUCUGCGGCCUCUUUUACUCCCGUUUUCACAGGAGAGACGGUGUCGUUGGUGGAUGUGGACAUCUCUCAGAGAGGGAGGAACUCCCCUCACCCUCCCACUCCUCCACCUCCCCCUCGGCGGAGCCUCAGUCUGCUAGACGAUAUAGGUGGGCCGCAGCCUGGGCCUUUCCUAGUGAGUGUAAUGGGGGCGUCCCUGCAGUCUCUCCCUCUGCCUCUUCCUCCUCCUCCCCCUCUCCACGCCACCAUCCAGCAUAGUCUCAGCCUCAAUGAUGCUUUCUUCCGAGCACUUCCUCAUUCGGCCGCGUCACCGAUGGACACGGCGGCCCCUGCCAGAGUGGCCCCGGCUCCGAUCAUGUGUCCAUUGAGAGGAGCCGAUUCCAGCAGCUUCACUGCCAGCCUGAGAGAGCUGGAGCGGUGUGGCUGGUAUUGGGGGCCGAUGAACUGGGAGGAUGCUGAAAUGAAGCUAAGAGGGAAGCCAGAUGGCUCGUUUUUGGUGCGGGACAGUUCAGACCCACGAUACAUCCUCAGCCUCAGUUUUCGCUCACAGGGAGUCACACACCACACGCGUAUGGAGCACUACAGAGGAACCUUCAGUUUAUGGUGCCACCCUAAAUUUGAGGACCGCUGCCAUUCUGUGGUUGAAUUCAUUGAGCGAGCCAUCAUGCACUCUAAAAAUGGAAAAUUCCUCUACUUCCUACGUUCCCGUGUACCUGGGUUGCCCCCGACCCCCGUGCAGCUGCUCUACCCAGUCUCACGCUUCAGCAAUGUGAAAUCACUCCAGCAUCUGUGCCGUUUCUGUAUCCGACAACUCGUCCGCAUAGACCACAUCCAGGAGCUGCCCCUCCCCAAACCUCUCAUUGUCUACUUGAGGAAGUUCUAUUACUAUGAUCCAGAGGAAGAAAUGUACCUGUCAAUCAAAGGCAUGCGCCAGGCAGCAGGUGUGGAACAGGAAGCCGAGUCUGAAACAUAGCCAGAACGCUCCUUUUCACUGAUUUCUGUGUGUGGGUAAUAGAUGGAACAGCACAUGGACACUUCCUGGUGCACAGCUCUGCUCCAACUCCCUGCCAGUCUUCCAGCAGAAGCCAAUGAACAUCAGCCGACUGGCCCCUCCUCUUGACCAAUACGCGGACAGAGGGAGUACAGAGGAGUGCUGGAAUACUGUCUAUGUUGAGCAGGCAAAUAAAUCCAGAGACUGACAUGAUAGACAAAAGACUUGAAAGGACACUGGACAGCAAACAGUGGACUUAAAAAAAUAAUAAGUUAAACAAAAAACCGAACAAGGACAUUUGACUUGGGGUACUAGCAAAAGCCUUCAUCUGUAGGUUAUAUUACACUGGAGUUUUUAAACUGGCCUGUUUGUGAAUCCGUCUCUGUUUGGUUCUUCUUGCUUUCCUCAUCAGGCCCCUGCCCCUGGGUGGAGUGUGUGACCCCUUUAUUUGUCCUUUCCCUGAUUGUAACUCCUUCAGUCUGGUCAGGCCACCUGAACUGUAUUUUGAGUAAAGACAAAGUAAACUUGAAAAUAAG
This is a messenger RNA of Rhinichthys klamathensis goyatoka, 3422 nucleotides long. RefSeq names its product suppressor of cytokine signaling 7 (gene socs7). The transcript has 10 exons. Gene Ontology annotation, cellular component: phosphatidylinositol 3-kinase complex. Lineage: Eukaryota; Metazoa; Chordata; Actinopteri; Cypriniformes; Leuciscidae. Gene Ontology annotation, biological process: intracellular signal transduction; phosphatidylinositol phosphate biosynthetic process. Gene Ontology annotation, molecular function: 1-phosphatidylinositol-3-kinase regulator activity. The coding region runs from base 517 to 2868 and encodes 783 amino acids. The record is from RefSeq and is a predicted model, not a curated record.